CCGUGACCGCCCGUAUCCGGCGCCGGAGACCGUACCGUGGCGGGGUUUAUUCUUGGCCCUGUCGCAUUUUCCUCCCUCCAUAAUCCAUGCUCCUCCAUACCACAAUAUUAAUACGCAUCUCCAAAUGCCCCAUCAGUUCAUUGCGCCCUCCUGUCCCCAGACGCUACAUGCCCGGCCCGACUGGUGAUUGCCACUCAGCGAGGGAACCCUCGUUCUCGCUUGAGCACGCAUACCAUACCGUUCCGCCGCGGCCGCAAGCUGACUCUCUUUUUGAGUGAGCUUUAUCAGCAAUGGAACCCCGCCGUAACCCCCCAGAGUACUUCCUCGAAAUCUUCGCCGACACCAACUCUGUCAAGGAUGUGUUGAAAGGUGUCUUGAAUCUCAUUUUCUUCCAUCGCUACUUUCCCUCCAUCCGCCCCGGUUUCGUCGACGUCCUCGAUCUUACCCUCCCAACAGUAAGCGACGUGGAACUCGAGACGCUGAUCGAUUCGCGCGUGAAUGCGUUGGUACGCCAGCAUCUAUCGACGCCAUCCAACUCAUACAGUGGCGGAAAUGGGGUUAGGGGGAGGAUCGCCGUCGAGUUUUUUGAAAGGAAGCGGAAGAAGUCUGGUAUGUGGUUUGGUGGUCUGACCGGAAAGGGGGAGGAAGAGGUUUGUUGGGAGAUUUGGACUUUGGAUGUGACAAUCGCUACUCCUCGGACAGAGUCUGCAGAGAGAUCGAAAGUGCGCAAGGCGAUGGAGAAUAUGCUUCAGAAGGCUGCCUUGAAAAUUUUGACGAUUGUCAACAGAGACAAAGACCAUAUUCCGCCUAUUACGACAAGCGACUCUAAUCCGUUUCCAUACCGUAUUGUGCUCAAUCCGGGAACUGACGGUUGGGGCAAUCGCAUUGGAUUGUAUUAA
Messenger RNA from Talaromyces proteolyticus, 899 nucleotides. RefSeq names its product autophagy-related protein. The record is from RefSeq and is a predicted model, not a curated record. Gene Ontology annotation, cellular component: phagophore assembly site. The coding region runs from base 291 to 899 and encodes 202 amino acids. The transcript is spliced from 3 exons. Lineage: Eukaryota; Fungi; Ascomycota; Eurotiomycetes; Eurotiales; Trichocomaceae. Gene Ontology annotation, biological process: autophagosome assembly; autophagy.